Dinoponera quadriceps is the source of this 1661-nucleotide messenger RNA. Its product is annotated as alpha-N-acetylgalactosaminidase. The transcript has 8 exons. Gene Ontology annotation, molecular function: alpha-galactosidase activity. The coding region runs from base 179 to 1549 and encodes 456 amino acids. NCBI's taxonomy places the organism in Eukaryota, Metazoa, Arthropoda, Insecta, Hymenoptera, Formicidae. Gene Ontology annotation, cellular component: cytoplasm. The record is from RefSeq and is a predicted model, not a curated record. Gene Ontology annotation, biological process: oligosaccharide metabolic process; glycoside catabolic process; glycosylceramide catabolic process.
CCAUUUUGGCUGUGUAUGUUUACAUGACAGCCUAAAUUGGUUUAUCAGCCAGCCGUAUCGCGGAAUUACCCUAUGUCUACGUGACUAGCGCAAAGCCGAUUUGAUAAUUCCGGAUGUUAUAACUGCUCGUUGCACACGGUUAUGUUACGAGCGUGUGCGCCAGUAGUUACAAUAUCGGAUGUUGUCAAAUCGGUUUUACGCUGCUCUCAUGCGAAAGUGGACUACGUGGUGUCUGUCAAGAAUGCCGCGCAACCUGUGGACCUUUUGUGCCCUCCUGUCUCUCGCCAGCUUGACCUCGACGUUGGAGAAUGGCCUGGCCAGGACACCCCCUAUGGGCUGGUUGGCGUGGGAACGAUUCAGGUGUAACACCGACUGCAAGAAUGACCCGGACAACUGCAUAAGCGAUCAGCUCUUCAGGACCAUGGCCGACAUAGUGGUGGCUGAGGGAUACGCGGCAGUGGGAUAUGAGUAUAUUAAUGUGGACGACUGUUGGUUGGAGAAGGACAGAGACUUUAAUGGACAGCUUGUGCCAGACAGACAGCGAUUCCCAUAUGGCAUGAAAAGCCUGGCGGAUUAUGUGCACUCAAAAGGCCUAAAGUUUGGCAUCUAUGAGGAUUAUGGUAAUUACACUUGCGCCGGCUACCCAGGUGUACUGGGUUACUUAGAGACUGAUGCCGCUACAUUUGCAUCUUGGGACGUGGACUAUGUGAAAUUAGACGGUUGCUAUUCACAUCCUAGCGAUAUGGACAGAGGAUAUCCCGAGUUUGGCUUCCACCUGAAUCGAACUGGAAAGUCAAUGGUGUAUUCCUGCAGUUGGCCGGUCUAUCAAAUUUACGCCGGUAUGCAGCCGAAUUACACCGCGAUAAUAGAACACUGCAAUCUCUGGCGAAACUUCGAUGACAUCCAGGACUCCUGGUCCAGCGUGGAGAGCAUCAUUGACUACUACGGUAACAAUCAGGAUGGAAUCGUGCCGAACGCCGGACCCGGACACUGGAACGAUCCGGACAUGUUGAUCAUCGGUAACUUCGGGCUGAGUUAUGAGCAGAGCAAGACGCAAAUGGCACUCUGGGCCAUACUAGCUGCGCCGUUGCUCAUGUCCGUCGAUCUCAGGACGAUCAGGCCGGAGUACAAGGCCAUCCUGCAGAACAAGAAGAUCAUCGCCGUGGACCAAGAUCCGCUGGGUAUUCAGGGUCGACGGAUAUACAAACACAAGGGUAUCGAGAUCUGGGCGAGGCCCAUCACUCCCGUUUACCAAAACUACUACUCGUACGCGAUCGCGUUCGUCAACAGGCGAACGGACGGCACGCCGUCGGACGUGUCGGUCACGCUGAAGGAACUGGGUCUGCAAUAUCCUGGUGGAUACCGCGUGGAGGAUUUGUACGAGGACGUGGAUUACGGCGUACUGACGCCGCAGACCAAGAUCAAGGUCAAGGUGAACCCGUCCGGCGUGGUGAUACUGCGGUGCAACCUGACGGUGGACGACGUGUUCCGCUAUUCGUCGUACGCGCCCUUAAAUCAGGUUCUAAAAGUUAGGCAAAAUUUGUUUUAACGAUUAGGUAUUACCGAUAUUCUCUAUCGGCAUCUUCUAAUUGUGUUAUAUGCCUUUUAACGUAUUAUUAUAAGGAAGGACACAUAGGAAAUAAAGAAUUUUAUAAACUUUA